CUCCCCGUCGAUUCGAAGACAGUGUUACAGCACGUAACUUUCUUGGAAUUCUGGUCCUUCCCAACGAUCAUCCUUACAUAUGAGUCGUAUGAGAUCCAAGAUGCCUGCAGAUACUAGUGAUGGAAGUGACUGUGAUGAGCUGCGUUUAUAACUGCGAUAAUAUCGACUUUUCAAACGCUUCGACCACUGCUAAAACAAAGUGUCUCAUUUAGAAAUUUAAAUAACUGGGAAUUUAAAGACGUAAAAAGGAAUUUUUCACUUUCGCUGCGAAAAAUCUUCGUAUUUUUUAGAAUCAAAUCUUAUUUAUUUAUGUGCAUUUAAUUCCAUGGCACCUGGAUUACCUCAAAACCCAGUUACGACGAACAAUUUGUCCGCGAAACUUUAUUCGCCGGAAGCUAUGCACCUUGCGAACGUUUCGGAAGACGAAAACAUAACUUUUCGAAACUAUUCAGAAGUGGGGAAUAUGAGUUUGGUCAAGAAGUCUCUGGAGAUCAUCGGGGUAGUUCUUGUCGACGACAGGGCUCUUGGAAAAAGUGUUGCAUCUUCCGAUAAUAAAGCAGUUGUUCUUGGGACUGUUUGUAUAGAAAAUUUAAAAUUGACUUUGGAUGAUCUCCGUCGUCUUAUGUGUACAGAACUACCGUGCCUACCUGCCUCCUUUAAUUUUCUUACCAAAGACGGGUGGCCUAUUUUUAAACUUCAGGAACACAAACUGAAAGCUAGUCAUGUUAUUAGUGAAAACAACUGUAUUUGUAUUAAAAAAGAAUUUGAAAAGCCACGAGUUGGUAUAAUUACUUCAACUGGUGAUCACAUAGGUUUUAUAUUUACAGAUUUGAAUGUCAAUGUAAAGCAGCUUAGAGAUAUUAUUGAACAACAGUUAAAAAUAUCUCAACGAUUAAGGGUAGAAUACAGGUUUUUAGAGAGAAAUGGGUGGCCUGUCAUGCCAAACCAAGAACCAAUUUUGUCUGUGGUGGAUAUAAUGUUAGGCCAAGUUGUGUGUAUACAAAGUACAGAAAGAAACAGUGUAUCCCUUUUAUAUGAACCUGGACAGCCAUCCAUAAUUUCUGCUCAGACAUCUCCUACUAAAAGUCAGCCAAGUAUUGAGCAUGAUAUAAUAGAAGAUCCAGAGGGAGGUAAAAGAGUUCCUAAAACUAGUAGGGACGGGUCUACAAAAAUAAGAACUGGAAGUGACAAGAGAAUGCGACUUGAGAAGGACAACCCUAUUCUGAUAAGUUAUGUGCGAGCAGAAGCGGCUCAGUAUGCUUUAGAUUUGAAGCAAGAACUUGUUUCUCUCAAAUUCAAUGUCUACCUGGAUGUACAUGAAAUAAAAACAGGUUCAGACUGGCAAGAUGCUUUGAAUUUUGCAGUGACACAUUGUUUUCUCUUUGUUCCUCUUAUUACCCCAAUGUAUGGGAAAACACAGUGGACUAACCGAGAGGUAAAGCUUGCUGAUGUUCUAGGAAAAAGGAUUAUUCCUGUAAAUUUCAUGGAGCAUUGGCCUCCACCUUGUUUAGCUAUUCAAUUUGCAUCAACUCAGUAUAUUCCUUGGAAACUUCAAGAUACUGAUCACGUGAAAGGUGAAGUAGAAAAAUCUUCUGAUCGCAGAGUUUGGGAACCAACGUAUGUGAAAAGAGUUGCAAAACAGAUAGCAGAAUGCUACAAAGAAAAUUACAGUAAAUUACCAAAACGAAGUUUAUCUAGAAAAGAAACUAUGCGUGCAGUUAGCAAACCAUUGCUUUCUGCAAGGGAGGAUUAUUAUUGUAAAGAAGAUUAUAAUGAAGAAUCUAAACAAAGCAUUGUAAUUAGUGCACAUCCAAGGCAAAGGUACCUGGCCCAAGACUUAAAAACAAUGUUUGAAAAAGCUGGUCAUGAGAUAUGGUGCUCUGUUGAUCUCAUUGAUACUCAAGCCAAUAUGGGAUCUGAAGAUACAGUUUUAACCGAUCCUCUCACACCUAGAAAUUUACCAACUAUACAAGAAGGAGAUGUUUUCUUCAGCCAGACUGAUGUUGAGAUGUUUAAUUCAAUGGGAGAAAAAAAGUCAUUAUCAAUAUACAAAGAACCCGAAACUUAUGGUAGGAGACCAUUGUCACGAUUAAUGUCUCAGUUUAGUGAUUUAAGUCAACCGUCUACACUGAGUCCCGAAAAACUAGAACAUCUGCGCACCUUCCAACAGAAGGUUGAUCAAGCAGCUGUUGUCAUAGUAUUAGUUUCUGAAGCAUACACAAAAUCUACUUUUUCUCAUCAGCAAGUAUUUUACUGUGAGCACAGAAAGCGAGUGGUACUGGUGAGGUGUGAUGCUGCUCCAAUUCCAAAGUGGUUUAGGCUGUUGAUGGGAAAUGACAUGAUUAUGAAAGUCAACAAUCCACAAUUUGAAUGUGUUCUAAAAGCACGUGUGAAGAGAGCUUUGAAUCCUUCCUCAUCUGAGACUCCCAAGGAUGCUACAGCUGAAGCAAAAAUGAAUUACUUGGUUAACUUUCUUAAACGAAAUUUACCUCUACAAGAUAUGUGUGUUUAUAUAGCUGGUAGCAGUAAACUUCAGACACAACGAGCAGAAGAAAUAUGCAAAGCUAUAGGUUCUGAACUUGCAAAAGUUGAAAGAGUAUCUCUAGUUACUGGUGGCUUUUUUGGAGCAGCUGACACUACUGCUAAAACAUUUUGUGAAUGUCGAGAAAAUAACAGCCAAUUCAGCAAAGAAGAAUCAGCUGUAGUGCACAUUCUACCAAUGCAUGAUUCAGAGGAUUUGACAGCAAAAGCCCGCCAAAAUCCAGAUGGAAGCUUUGAAGCUAUGCCUUAUGGGAAAACAGUAUUUUUAGGAGAUUCUGUGAAAGAAAGAGAAACUGUUGUAGCCAGACUUCUGGAUACUUGCAUUGUAAUUGAAGGUGGUCCGGGUGUUGUUCACGAAGUGGAAGAAUUUAUUUGGAAUGAUCACUUUGUUAUCCCAAUAAUGUCGACAGGAGGGGCAGCUGGUGGACAGUAUGGAGUUCCUGUGAAGAUAUUUGAGUUGCCACCAGGAGUAGACAUUGCAGAUUGGUCAGUACUGUCAGAGAAAGAUGCCACACCAGAAGAAGUUGCUAAAGCUGUUGUGAACAUCAUGGUUAGUUUGAAGAAAGCACUUGCAUCACCCACAAACACACUUCAAAAAUCUACAGCAAUUCAAAAACGUAAAUCACGGAAAAAACUAAUGAAAACACGGAAGGUAAAAGUCCAAGAUCAGGAUAUGCAAGAAAUAGAUAUUGUUCCUGCUUUGUCUUCCAAAACACCCGUAUGCAGAAGGGUUUAUGAAAUGAGAGAAGUCUCCGACAUAUCUCAGUCUAGUACUGAUGAACCAAUUUCUAUAGUGAAGGUAAAAAGUAGUUGGUGGCGAAGAUUCAUAAAUGCUUUGAAACAUAAGAAUUAAAUAAGCUAUUUUUACAAAUGAAUUUUAACAGAUGUUUUAUACUUUUGUAAAACAAUCAAUAUGGACAUGAGCUUUUUCUUUAGAACAGUUGAGUCAAUUAAUUUAUUGUAUUUUUCCCCCUUCAUCAGAUUUUCUUUUGAAAUAAGCUCUAAUUUAUACUGGAAUUACUUAUUAUGGACAAAAAUGUUGAUUGGCAAUCAGAUUAUUUCUCAUCAAAUAAUCAUGUACAAAUAGCAUUUCAUGUUCAGGAGCAGUUAUGGUUUAAUUUAUUUUGACAUUCAUUUGUUAAUGUGAAUCUUGUCAGUUUUCUUUUUUAAAUUUUUUUUUCGCUAUUUCAUAUUUACAUAUUGAUUUUAACAAUUAUUAAAAAAACUGUUUAAAAGCAUUGAUGUAGUUUAAUAUAAUCUUCGGUUGUGAAACACUCUAUAAAUUUUUUAAACAUAUUUCAUUCGUUAAAUAUGAUAGUUUACAAAUUGUUUAAAUAUACAUAUCUUUAUUAUAUGCUAUUUUAUAAUCUAAAUAUGAAAAAUGUUAUGUAUAUCCCAAUGUAUGGAAUGUGAUAAAUUUUAAGGUCACUAACGUGCAAACAUUAAUUUCCAAAAUGUAUGUUUGUUCCUCAUAUUUAUUUGCCUUUGUUCAUAUAUCACAUCAUGUAAAUAUGUCUUCAUGUCAUUUUCACUAGCUUGUAAUUAAAAAUUUGUAUAUUUAUUUAAAAUAUAUAUAUACUUUAUUUAAAAAA
Messenger RNA from Stegodyphus dumicola, 4133 nucleotides. RefSeq lists its product as uncharacterized. Gene Ontology annotation, biological process: signal transduction. Lineage: Eukaryota; Metazoa; Arthropoda; Arachnida; Araneae; Eresidae. The record is from RefSeq and is a predicted model, not a curated record.